Molecule: messenger RNA, 2842 nt
Organism: Zeugodacus cucurbitae (melon fly)
Lineage: Eukaryota; Metazoa; Arthropoda; Insecta; Diptera; Tephritidae
Product: kelch-like protein 5
Exons: 6
Coding region: 1959-2486 (175 amino acids)
Molecular function (GO): protein binding
Source: RefSeq, a predicted model, not a curated record
GAAAAAGUAAACUAUCUAAUAAGAAUUGUAUUAAUUAUUGUUUGCCUAUAAGUGAUGUUAUAGCAAUCAAAGGUCUGCACGUACCUAUCAAUUCACUACUACUGAAACUCUAGUACAAUAAAAUAAUAAACUUAAGAGCGGUACUAUUUUUGACUAGAUGCUGCAGCCUAUUUUAAGGAAAUAACUGCAGAAAAUGGCAAAGCAAGCUGCAACAUGGUGCGUACAUGCGAAACUAAAAAUAGAAGCAGAACAAGGAUUAUGCUACUUUAAGCAUAUGGAUAUUUGCAAACUUAGGAGGAACAAGAAAAACAAGUAAGGAAAGGCUAAGUUCGGGUGUAACCGAACAUUUUAUACUCUCGCAAUUUAUUGAAGAAAUUUUAUUAAGAUAACGCACAAAUUUACCCAUAAAUUCGGCAUAAAGUUUAAUAGAAUAACGAAAAUCGUCCUAUAUAGUGUAUGAGGGCUGAGGUAAUUCCUGAACCGAUUUCAUUCAAUUUCACCAGCAAGGUACACUAUAUCCAAUACUAUACGCUCACUUAAUUUUGCUAAGAUAUAUCACAUAUUAACCAAUACAUAUAUGCGUAAUACAGCCCACCGAAUUUUUGAAAAACCUUUAAUUAGGUAUAUGGGAGCGAGGGGAUGAUAUUUUUGCAAAACCUAUAAUUAUGUAUAUGGGAGCUAAGAGAUGUUGUGACCCGAUUUUAAUAAUUUUUGGAACAGAGACACACUAUUGGAAGAAAACAAUUUCCUCUUAAUUACAUUAAAUUAGUUGAGAUAUUUACCCAUAUUUUCGGUUAAAAUUUAACCUUAGGCGCUGAGUUCAACAUGUUCGGUAUCUGGGGCCUUGAAAAGUUAUAGUCCGUUUUCGACAACUUUUUCGCAAGUGAUGCCACAGAUCAUAUACUGUAUUUGUGUAAAGUUUUAUUUCGCUAUCAUCAUUGGUUCCUAAUGUAUAUGUUAUAAAGUGAAGGAUUCAGAUGGAAUUCAAAAGUGAGUUAUAAAGAAAGUAGUCGUGGUUGUGAACCGAUUUCAUCCAUUUUCCACACAUGUCAUCAGGGUGUCAAUAAAAUAUUAUAUACCGAAUUUCAUUGAAAUCUGUCGAGUAGUUCCUGAGAUAUGGUUUUUGACCCAUAAAAGGGCGAUGCCACGCCCAUUUCCAAUUUUGUAAAAAGAUCUGUGUGCAGCUUCCUUCUGCUAUCAUUUCUGUGAAAUUUUGUGUUUCUGACGUUUCUCGUUAGUGAGUUAACGCACUUUUAGUCAUUUUUAACCUAACCUUUGUACAGGAGGUGGGCGUGGUUAUUAUCCGAUUUCUUUCAUUUUUGGACUGUAUAAGGAAACGGCGAAAAGAAAUGACUGCAGAAAGUUUGGUUUAUAUAGCAUUAUUGGUUUGCAAGAUAUAUAUAAAAAACCUAUUUGGGGGCGGGGUCACGCCCACUUUUCCAAAAAAAUUACAUUCAAAUAUGCCCCUCCCUAAUGCGAUCCUAUGUUCCAAAUUUUAUUUUCAUAACUUUAUUUAUGGCUUAGUUAUAGCUCUUUAUGUGUUUUUGGUUAUCGCCAUUUUGUGGGCGUGGCAGUGGUCCGAUUCCGCCCAUUUUCGAACUUAACCUUCUUAUGGUGCCAAGGAACACGUGUUCCAUGUUUCAUUAAGAUAAUUUUUACUCAAGUUACAGCUUGCACGGACGGACAGACGGACGGACGGACAGACAGACAUCCGGAUUUGAACUUUACUCGUUACCCUGAUCACUUUGGUAUAUAUAACCCUAUAUCUAACUCGUUUAGUUUUAGGACUUACAAACAACCGUUAGGUGAACAAAACUAUAAUACUCUCUUUAGCAACUUUUGUUGCGAGAUUAUAAAAAUUAAAGCUUAAGCUGAAUACCAUUGGUGGCUACAAUGACAAGUCUGAAAGCACUAAUAAUGUUGAGGAAUACAAUUUGGAAACAUGUUCGUGGGAGAGCAUGCCUGCAUUGCCACAGCACUUACGGGGCAUGAAUGCGGCGCUAUUGAAUGAAAGCAUCUACGUUUUGGGAGGUUGUGUGCACAAUGCAGCUGCGCAAUUGGGCACUGUGUAUAGGUUAGACAAUAACGGCACAGAGUGGCAGCAGGUCGACAAUUUGUUGAAACCCCGUUUUGAAGCAAACGUCACGGUAAUUGAGGAUAAAAUAUACGUUUUUGGUGGCUUGUCAGCUGCAGGAACACCACUUGCCGAUUGUGAAUGCUAUGACGCAGUGAGCAAUACUUGGACACAAUGUGCUGAUAUGCUGGAACCACGCGGUAAUGUUGGUUUGACAAUAGCAAAGGGGCAUAUUUAUGUGUUAGGCGGUACAAAAAGUGUUGGUGGCGUUUGUGUGCAAUCUUAUGAUCCAUUCAAAAAUGUGUGGACAAAGAUUUCUCCAAUGAAUAUUGAACGUAGCAACACAUGUGGCUUAUAUCUAAACGAACGCAUUCUAGCCAUUGGCGGUCUGGCAAAUUCAAAGGAUAAUUAACAGAGCUCUAAAAACAACAUUGAGGCGCCGAAGUUGUUCAUCUUGCUUCUGAUUUGAUUAAGGAGACAUUAUUAGGCUGAACUUACAAUUUAACAUUUUCAAUAUUGUGAUUGUUAACUUAUAAAUUUUGAACGUAAUAAUAUUAUUUAUUAUUAUUAAUUUAGAUGUAAAAUAAUGUUAAAUUAGCAUCUAUAUACAACUGAAUGUACAAAUAUUUGUGACAAUCGCAGUGAAAUUUAAUUUGUAUUGUAUAACAACACAAAAAAUCAAUACUUUAAACUUUUGAGAAAUUGUAAAUUAUAAAAAUUUAAUAUUUAAUACUAACUUUGUAUGUAAAAUAUGUAAAUUUUGUUAAU